CCGAGCUCACUUCCAACGUCGCUCAUGCUGAUGGUCAAGUGAUGGACUGCUUCUUGUUCUGAAAAGUCUGAAGGGCACGACGCGACUGGAAUAGGUAAUCAAGCAAUUCGAAUCCUAAACAAUUGCCCUAUAUGCCAUAUAUUGAAGGGCUAGAUCCUCAUCUAAGAAUCAAAAUUGACAAAAUGUUGAUGAUGCUUCUUUUCGCCAGAAUCACUAUUAACUCUCACAUAAUUAUGAACGGAUUCCAAAGCCUCCACAUUACUCUUGCGGGGCGUCUGGCUUUGAUCAGGAGGUGGAACUAGGCGGCAGCCAGCGGCCAAGUCCACGAUGACUUCUAGGCAGCCAUAACCACUAACUAAGAGAGCCAACAAACAUUUGUUUUCUGUGUCUCAAUCACAUCAGUAAUUUUCCUCGGCCAAUAGUAGAAAAGGAAACGAGCAUCUCUUCAUCGUCUCUCGCACUCUUAGCAUCAAGCCAGCAUUUCUCACCGCAAUGUGCCACCACUGCUUCGACAACAAGCGUCUAGACAGCGCUCCUCCUAGCAUGCGAGCAAAAGACGUCGCUCGCCGAAAGAUAGAAGAAGCAGCUCACAUAGAAAGAGAAAGAGCCGAGGAGGAAGGAGAAAAAGAUGAAGAGGAAAACAAGAGUCGUCCACCAAAUAAGACAUUUGUUCAGGCCUCGCCCUGCCACGACGGGGCUCCCACCUUCGCAGCGUACCAAAUCCAUGACGACACCCCUGAAUCCGACUUAACCGCGCUUCGAGCUCUACGUCCACCAUUCGGUUUCGUCCUGUACGACACCUCGGAGACUGCCCGUCCCGCCCGCAGUGCUCAGCUUGCCCGCGCCCUGUUUGACCACACCAAAACGAAGCGGGCGAAGAUCCGCUACGGAGCAGAUCGUAUCGAAGUCGUCACGCUGCCCCUACCAAUCACCUUCUCCCUCAAUCAGCGCAUGGAGACGUGCAUGCGCCAUCAUGAUGCCGAGUACCAAAGCCGUUUGCGCAUCGCUGACAAGGCCGAGGCCGCUUCGUGGUUUCUCGCCGAGCGUAUCAUGGAUCGUCAAUUUGCGCGUAGGGCUUUCGUAAUUGAUUGUAUCAAGGAGGACGGAGACGGGGACGAGGGUGAGUCCGCCGCGGCGGCCUCAUGGGAGGAGUCGUUCAGCAAUGUGGAUCAGGAGCACGAGGCCGUGAUGCAGCCUGACUUGAGCAGCUCCGGAAGCUUUAUUGAGAUCAAUUGGCAUCCACGCAAGGUGAUAUGGAACUUUUGGAACCGUGAAGAUUGCGGCCCUGGAGAUAGUAUGUCCUCUUGCCGAUUCGGGUCCGAAGCUUUCGGGGGUAGAUUUCAGGAGAUGAGGGAUGCUAUUGAAGUGUUUUACAACCAUUUCGUUCCAGAUGGUAUACUCGAUCGACGAUUAGAUCAGGCUCGGGCGGCUAGAUUCGUAGCCUUGUGAUGAUCGGACGUUGGCCGGAGAGUUCUUGGAAGGGAAAUGAAUGAUAAUAGAUUAAAUUCCAGGCAGCAAUCAGUUCAAGCUCACUAUCGCCUCAUU
This is a messenger RNA of Colletotrichum acutatum, 1545 nucleotides long. RefSeq lists its product as uncharacterized. Bases 493 to 1449 code for a protein of 318 amino acids. The record is from RefSeq and is a predicted model, not a curated record. NCBI's taxonomy places the organism in Eukaryota, Fungi, Ascomycota, Sordariomycetes, Glomerellales, Glomerellaceae. The transcript has a single exon.